AUGACAGAAGGGACGGCCGUGCAGCAUGCUGUGCUGUCAGCGUACUUUCCCGUUGUUGUCCCGCUGCGUACGUAUCUUGAGCGGAUCCUAUCCACCCCCCUGUUAGAUACCCCGGAGGAGAGCGAAGCAGAAAGGACGAUCCUCGACGGCCUCAUUGCUGUGCCUGAUCCAUCAUGCUUGACAUCUUGUAUGCUGAGCACGGUGCCGAUGCCUACUGAGACGCCUCAGGAUAUGCAGGCAAUGCUGAAGCAUGUCCAAGACGUGCUGACGUCGCAACGUCGCCCUGACUUGCUUCGUGCUGCGUACCAACGUGCAUCCACAGUGACGCUCUUUGAGCAUAGCGCCUUCCAGCAUGCAUGGGACCGCCUUUUAUCGCGGAUGGGUACACAGGCCAUGUGCCAUAUGCUACUGAGCACUACAUACUUUGCACGUGUCGAUCCACAAUCAGAUGCGUAUGCCCAGUUGUGGGGCGCGCCGUUCUCCGAAUGGGACGUCACUCGUACGUCGUCCAUGCCGGAGAAGGAAGGUAACAGACCAGAGCACGCCGUCUCCUCACACACUACGCUAUCCGCUACCCGCAUCGUGCUGCGCCGCUCGCGUAUAUUUCAUGCGCGCAAAUGUGUGCGAUAUCGUCACGGUAUCGUCUUGGGAUUACCUCCUACACAUAUUCUCUAUGCUCAUCAAGGGCCACGGAUGUCGAAGGCGACGCAUCAACAGCGGCGACAGCGUGUAGCCCAGGUCGUCCAGGCUAUCUUUCCCCAGGCGUUUGGCCGUCCUUUUGCAUGGCACACACGCACCUCAUCCUCCACGUAUGCGAGGCUGACGUCUACACCGCGCUGGCCUCGGCAUAUGGCACGUAUCACACAGCUGGUCGACUCUAUGCUGCGUAGGCAUGAUCGGUUCCGGUACGACUUGGCCCUGGACGCGUGCUGCCCCAGCGUGCUUCGACGUAGGUCCCGUCGCCAUGGCAGUGGUGGGCGCACGAACGACUCAGUACACUCAGUCUGCGCCCCACGCAAGGCUUACUUUUUCGAGUAUACAACGCCACAGGGACGUGUUGCAUGGUUCCUGUACACGGUGCUUCAGCACGUCCUACCGCCCGCGUUCAUCGGCAGCCGCCACAACCGCGGCGUGCUACGUCGUGCGAUUUACCGCUUUGUGCAUCUGCGCAAGUACGAGCGAUGCCAUGUGCAUGAACUAGUUCAGUCCUUUCGUACGCGCGAUUGUGCAUGGCUUGCACACCGCGACCCAGCAUGGACACGCGCGCGGCUGUACGAGUGGAUGUGGUGGCUGUUUGACCAGUGGAUGAUACCUCUUCUUCAGACAUCGUUCUAUGUCACAGAAGCUACUGCCUUUCGGCAACGAGUGCUCUAUUUUCGACAGGAUGUGUGGGCAUCUACCAGCGAGCCACUGAUCGAUGGCUUGCGUACACGUCUCUUUGAAAAGACCAGCAUCCCUGUCACCGCCUCAAUGACGUAUGCGCAUGUCCGUUUCCUGCCGAAGGAGACGUCCAUUCGUCCGAUCUUAUCGACGCCACGGACAACGAGCAGUGCACGUUCACGCCAUGCGGCCUGGCAGCGCACACUGGCCGUGCUGUCGUACGAAGUAGCACAGCAGCCGCACAUGAUCGGUGCCGCAGUCGGAAGUAUGGAUGCGGUGUAUGCACGCCUUGUCGCGUACAAACAGCGGUGGGCUACUCGUACGCAUACGCCGCUCUUCAUGGUACGUGCUGAUUUGCGUGGCGCCUUUGAUUCCCUCGAUCAUACGCGGCUUAUCGCCGUUCUGAGGAGCUUGAUACCCCAAGACGCAACGUAUAUCGUGCAGCAAUGCACCCAGUUGUGUGCGCAGCAUGGACGGCCAAGGCGCAUGGUAGUCCGACGUGCCUGGCGAAACACAGAUACGCAUGCGCCUAGUGUAGCGGACUUUGCGCCGUCUCUCCGCCAACAUGCUGUAGUAGUGGAUGGUCUGCAGUACCGCGAAGAACGUGCCUCUGAUAUUGUACGACGAAUCGAGCGUCACUUGACGGACAACCUCGUGCGAUUCGGACCAGCUUUGUUCCGUCAGCGUGUGGGUAUCCCACAAGGCUCGAGCUUAUCGACAUUGCUGUGCAAUAUCCUAUUAGCGGAGGCAGAACGGAUGUAUUUGCAUAUCGACAAGGACGAAGACUGUCUCUUGCGAUUCACCGACGAUUUCUUGUACAUCACACCGGAUCUCGAACGUGCUCGCGCUCUCUAUCUGGCCCUGUACCGUGGUUUUCCAGCGCAGGGAUGCGUCAUUGCGCCAGAAAAAAGCCUCGUGAACUUUGAUAUGCGCCUUCCUACCGGCCACUGGGUCGCCCGUAUCGAUGCAGAGAGGCCAUUUCCCUGGUGCGGUAUGUGCAUUCACCCCACGACCCUCGCCUGCGAGCCUGAUACUUCACGGUACCCAGUGCACAUUGGCGAUACACUCACGGUUCGCACAGCUGGCUGGGAAGCCAUGCUUUUCCGUGCCAUGCGAAUGCGCGCUGGUCUGCUCUUCACAGAUACGCGUCUAACACCGCCGUCCCAGGCAUAUGCCAACCUCACGGAAGGAUUUAUUCUGGCCGCGGCCAAAUGGCACGUGUUCAUACGCGCACAGCCACGGGCGCCGCGUGUUCCAACGCUCUUCCAUGUGAUCGCACGCGCGAUUCGCAUGGUAUGGCCCUGGAUUCAGGCACGUGUGCGGCAUGUACGCACGUCAUGGCAGCCCCAAGCGGAGUGUCGACUGCGUCGAGAUGCCGUCGAAUGGCUAGGUUGGUUCGCUUUUGUCCAUGUUCUCCAGCCCUUUCCACGACAUCGCGAUCUCAUCACGUAUCUGCAGGCGCAAGUGACGUCACCCUUGUAUGCCCAUGCGCGAAGACAGGUAGGUGCAUUGGCAUUGCAUGCAUGGCCAGCUCAUCAUGAGCGUCUACGUGGCCUCAUGUCGUAA
This is a messenger RNA of Malassezia pachydermatis, 2946 nucleotides long. RefSeq names its product telomerase reverse transcriptase. The record is from RefSeq and is a predicted model, not a curated record. Gene Ontology annotation, cellular component: telomerase catalytic core complex. Lineage: Eukaryota; Fungi; Basidiomycota; Malasseziomycetes; Malasseziales; Malasseziaceae. Gene Ontology annotation, biological process: telomere maintenance via telomerase. The coding region runs from base 1 to 2946 and encodes 981 amino acids. Gene Ontology annotation, molecular function: telomerase RNA binding; telomeric repeat DNA binding. The transcript has a single exon.